This is a messenger RNA of Colletotrichum destructivum, 2091 nucleotides long. RefSeq lists its product as uncharacterized. NCBI's taxonomy places the organism in Eukaryota, Fungi, Ascomycota, Sordariomycetes, Glomerellales, Glomerellaceae. Bases 1 to 2091 code for a protein of 696 amino acids. The transcript has a single exon. The record is from RefSeq and is a predicted model, not a curated record.
AUGUACCAAGCUGCACCAUUGCAGGGUCACCUUCAACUGACUCCAUCCUCUUACCCUGGAAAUGAAGGCCAUCGCAACGCACCAACACAUCAACAAAGCCUUUUUGGAGAUAAUAGCGACAGCGACAGCGCCAGCAACUGGAGCGAUUCAGAAUCGGAGAAGUCUACCUACCGAGACGACAGAGCCGAGACUGGGCCCGGUAUCAACCCUCUUUCCCGACGGCGAAGACCACUUCACCUCAGGAACCCGAUACCAAGCGAGACCUACGCCGACCAAGGUGACUGGGACCAGAACCAACCCAAUCCGCGAUCUGGUGGUCAAGCUGUUCCGUACACUCGUCCAUUAGGGACGUUCCCUUCGACAGGAGGCGGAUAUACACAACCGCAGCCACCACCUGGCCUUCAUCCUUUUCAGCAUCAACCUACACACAGUGGCUCACUGCCACCCGGUCAGAAUAACAUGGCACAUGAGAAUCCAUUUGCGCCAAUCCCAGGGCCCUGGAACAGCCAACAGGCUAGACCGUAUCACAACAACACGCUACCUCCCACAUACGGUCCCCAGCCAAUGUGGCCUCCGGCGCCUGAGUAUGCCCCGCCGUACCCAGGACCUUUCUCUACAGUCGCACCAGCUACCCCGUAUGCUUAUCCCCCCCCAAAGACCCAGCCCUACGGGGGCUACAUGCCCACCCAGCACCCAGCCGAUCCGCCUCGCGAGUCCAGACACGCCUCUCCGUUUCGACCACGCCGGCCGCGACCUCCCGCUGGCGAAGUUCCUUCGCAAGAAGACGAGGUGAACCGCCUUCGGCGGCGGGUCAGGGACAUGGAAAUGGAGGGCCAUCGCGAAAGGGACCUGCGUCAAGCCAGUAGAGAGCGGGAGCAGGCCGAGAGGCAAAAGUGGGAAAUGGAUGUCAAGGUUGACCAACUGCGGAAAGACAUUGAGAGGAGCUUCAAGUCCGAUAUCCGCGACGCGGUCAACGAUAUCCGCAAAGAGAUCCAAACAAGCCUGUCCGAGUCACAGUCGGAGCCUGGCAGAGUGCCGUCACGGAUGGAUAGCGGCAGGAGAGGUUACGCGGGUUCGGCCCGGUCCGUACACGGCGAUGGAGAUAUCUGGGCGGAGCGAGGCGGUGAGUAUCAGGACGCUCUGAUGCAGGAGACAACAAGGAUGAAGGAAGGGAGGAGAAUGCUCCACCCACAGGAUUCAACCUCGGGAGCGGCCUUUCGCCAUGGAAUGCAAGCGGACCGGGGUUCGGCACGAGGAUCACGGAUCGAUCCCGAGUUACGGAGCGAGGUCGAAACCAUCAUCUACGACAUAAUUGGAGGAUCUGAAUUGGGACAGCGACACUAUCGGCGACCGUUGUCGCGGUCGUUUAACCGAGGGACAGCUUCAGACAGUUACGAUCCUCGCACCGAAGCGUGGGACUACCCGCGAAACCGGUACCCCGACACCCACGACGGCGGCGUGAACCCUGCCUUGGGCAAUCGGUUUGGCCCUCGACGCCCGCCAGUCCAAGUGACAUUCGACCAGAACGACUACACUAUACCAAGUGCGGCACCCAGUCAACCGGCCGACGAGAGGCCAUGGUUGGGAGCACCGUCUAGAUCGCGAAGACCGCGGCGCCGAGGAGAGGACGUAGCGGGGCCGAGCGAUCCUCGGACCUACGGCGCCGGUCUCCAGCAGCAACCAUUGCCAACUCAAGCAAACAACCUGAGGACUCAACCUGGCACGCAUGCGCAGGAUCCCAGACACUGGGCCGGAGGGAGUAACGGCGAGGCCGUUUCAAGCGCCGGGGCAAACGCGAUGGCUUACCAGGACAGAAUAAACAACGGCGGAGUGCGGCAGGGCGAGCAAAGCAACCCGACGAGGCCGUUGGGUCGGCGCGGUGAGCACGUACCUGCUUCUGCUGCUGCUAUGUAUGAGGACGAAGACGCCGGCGAGUUAUUUACGGAUGACGACGAGUCGGACAACGAGGAGUUGUUUUCCAAGCGCGAUGCUACCUAUCCCGAGUUUCCGGCCGGCCAUCCGGACCUGAGACACCAGCUCCCUAGGGUUCCGGAUCCCAGACCACACCUGCGACGAGCUGGGAUUCAGUAG